Messenger RNA from Lampris incognitus (smalleye Pacific opah), 4329 nucleotides. RefSeq names its product tectonin beta-propeller repeat containing 1b (gene tecpr1b). The record is from RefSeq and is a predicted model, not a curated record. Lineage: Eukaryota; Metazoa; Chordata; Actinopteri; Lampriformes; Lampridae. The coding region runs from base 1 to 3573 and encodes 1190 amino acids. The transcript has 24 exons. Gene Ontology annotation, cellular component: membrane.
AUGCCCAUUACGUUGCUAUGGGCGGUGGACGUGUACGGGAGAGUCUACAGUCUGUCCACGGCCAGCGGGUACUGGGUGCGGGCCGACGACACGCUCCUAGAACUCAAACGUGUAACCGGGGGCAAAGGUCGCAGCUGGGGCAUCGGUUGUGACCAUCAUGUGUACCUCUUUAUAAUACCCAGUGAGACCACCAUCCGCUACCGAGAAGAGACCUAUGAGAACCAGCGGUGGAAUCCCGUGGACGGUUUUACAGAUGUGCUGCUCCCCACCGACCGCUGGCCAUGGAGCGAUGUGACGGGGAUGAAUUCCCAGCCCCUUCACAGCUUCCAGCUGCCCUCCCUCAGCUGGGAGUGGGAGGGAGACUGGUAUGUGGAUCAGAGCUGUGGAGGAGAACCCAGUCAGACAGGGGGCUGGGAGUAUGCAGUGGACUUCCCUGCCAACUUCUCCCCAGACAAGAAGUGGAACUCGUGUGUUCGCCGCAGGCGAUGGAUCCGCUACAGGAGAUACGUAGCGCAGGGCACCUGGGCCAAGAUCCCUUUGGACCACCCCGGGAGACCCCCCCUGCCUCUCUGUGAUAUCAGCUGUGGUGGCUGGGAGAUGAGCGACCAGUCUGGGCGGUACCCCUACCUCUGGGGGGUGUCCCAACAAGGACAGGUGUGGUUCAGGGAAGGCAUCCACCCACGGGUGCCUGAGGGCUCCGGCUGGGAGGAGGUGGAAGUGCCCAAAGAGGUGGCCCAGAUCUCCGCUGGUCCUGGGGACCUCCUCUGGGUCCUGCUCUGGGAUGGAAACCUUCUGGUUCGCACGGGCCUCAGCUUGGACAGCCCGACGGGUACCUCCUGGGUAGAGGUGGAGUCUCCAGCGAAGGAGGUGGAGGCCCUUCAUGUUGCCGUGGGAGUCAAUGUGGUGUGGGUGGUCACCAAAGACUACAAGGUGUGGUUCCGGCGUGGCGUGAACUCCCAUAACCCGUGUGGCUCAGGCUGGAUCAGCGUCGGAGGAGAGAUGAUCAUGGUGGACAUUGGCCUUAAUGACCAGGUGUGGGCGGUUGGCGAGGACCGGGGUCUCUAUUUCAGAAUGGGCGUCACCUCGGCUCAGCCCAGUGGGAACGGCUGGAUCCCCGUCACUGCCCAGUGGGGCAGUCGUAAAGAGAUCGCUGCACCCAGAGAGCGUUGUGAAUUUGGCGGCCAUCUGACAGAGGCAUCCCAAGGAGCAGUUUUGAGUUGCACUGAUUCAGACUCAGAAUUAGGCCCGGUUGACCCGUCCGCCAACACUGAAACUCCGGCGCUGGAGGCAUCGGACCCCUCUUCCGUCCCUCCGGGGGCAGCCGGUGCACCCACCACCCCCCCUUUGGCAGGGGACGUGACUGAGACUACCAAAGAGGAAACCCCAAAACCCUUCAUCCCCACUAGUGACAGCUUUAUCACCAGCCUGGUCUCGGACCGGGAGAAAACCUCCACGCCCCAACCAUCUGCCACCGAGUUACCCCGGCUAGAGAGCGUGGAUGCCUCCUCAGCCCCCGUACUCCCCACACCAGAUGCAGUGGGUCACGAGGUCCCCUGGAGUAAUGUGGAUCUGGAGGGGGCAUCGGCGGCCAGGAGUGCGCAGGUGGCGGGGUCUUCAGCGGGUGACAGCAGGACGGCGGCCACCUACCCGCUGGGUCUGGAGCCCUCUCAGGCGGUCGGGGAGGAAGACAGCCCAGUCUGGGCCUGGAUCUCCGGUGGAGGCUGUGACGUUGAUGCAAACUCCCAGAUCAGCUGGCUUAGCCCCACAGGUCCUCUGACCAGCUCCCUGUCGCUGACUCCUGUCCAGUCAGCAGCCUGGAGCGAGCAGCAGCAGGAGGAGCGCCGAGAGGAGAUCAGCAAGAGGCCACUGGAGAGGAGCAACUCGGUGUGGUUGCGUCAGGACUCGCUGCGCUGGUGGAGAGACUGGAAGCCUCAGCGCUGGGUGGACGUGGGCGUCGCUCUGGAACAGUCCACCAACUCUGUGGGCAAGAAGGACUGCAUCUUCUUCAUCUAUUACACGCAGUACGACGAGAAGAAGUACCUCCACGUCUUCAUAAACGAGGUGACGGCGCUGGUUCCAGUCCUCGGAGACUGCCACUAUGCCUUCGCCGUGUACACGAUCCAACGGACCAGACAGAGGUGGCCUCUGAUCCUGGCAGCAAGAACCGAGAAGGACAUGAACGACUGGUUGUCCCUGCUGUGUGAGAGUUGCUGUGAGUGCCGGGGAAUUAAAGGACCCCCGUCCAGACAGGCGCUGUGGUCCACUACCUGUAAAGGAGACAUCAUGGUCCACGAGCCCUCCUUCUCGCUGGAGGCCACGGCGAACACGCUGUCCUCUGACCUCAUGUUCUGGCGGCAGGUCCCAGGCCACCUGCGCUGUGUAGAGUCUAGCAGUCUGGGAGUGGUGUGGGGCGUCGGGUGGGACGGCACUGCCUGGGUCUACAGCGGGCGCUAUGGGCAGCAGCCCACCCCGGGCGGCGUGACCCGGGUGCACACGCAGACAGACGUGCGGAGUGUGCACCUGUAUGAGAACCAGAGGUGGAACCCGGUGACUGGAUAUACAGACAAGGGUCUCCCUACAGACCGCCCGAUGUGGAGCGAUGAGAACGGGCUGAAGGAGUGCACGAAAGGCAACACACACCCGCCCUCCCCGCAGUGGUCCUGGGUGACAGAAUGGACUGUGGACUACAGUGUCCCUGGGGGGACAGACAAGGACGGCUGGCAGUAUGCUGCAGACUUCCCCGUGACGUUUCACGGCCAUAAAACGAUGAAAGACUUUGUGAGGCGCAGAAGAUGGACCAGGAAAUGUAAGGUCACGCUGACAGGUCCAUGGGAGCAGGUCCCGCCUAUCCCUCUGAGUGACAUCUCGGUGAUGCCGUGUCUGGCCCUGAGCAGGAUGGAGCAGGUCCCCGUCUGGGCCCUCAGCGACAAGGGAGACGUCCUGUGCCGGCUGGGGGUCAGCUCCCUAAAUCCUGCGGGCAGCUCGUGGCUCCAUGUAGGAACAGACCAGCCCUUCAAGUCCAUCUCCAUCGGUGGGGCCAACCAAGUUUGGGCCAUCGCCAAGGACGGAGCCGUGUACUACAGGGGGUCUGUAUCCCCCCAGAACCCUGCAGGAGAGUGCUGGUACCACAUCCCCUCUCCCCUGAGACAGACUCUCAGACAACUCUCUGUGGGGAGGACCUCUGUCUUUGCGGUGGAUGAGAACAGUAACCUGUGGUAUCGACAGGGCCUGACUCCAAGCUACCCCCAGGGCUCCGCCUGGGAGCUCAUCUCCAAUAACGUCACCAAGGUCUCCGUGGGACCCCUGGACCAGGUGUGGAUCGUAGCGGAUGGAGUUCCCGGCUUCCCCGGCGAGACCCCUGGAGUCAUCUGUCACAGGGUGGGAGUCGGGCCCAUGCAACCCAAGGGCCAGUCCUGGGACUACGGCAUAGGAGGAGGAUGGGAGCACAUCAGCGUGAGAGGGAACUCAACCGAGGCUCCCCGCCCGUCCCAUCCCGCUCCUGCCGCCAAUCUCCGCAGCCCCCUUCCGCCCAGACCCCCAACACAAGCAAAUGGGAACGCCGUGGGUGUGUAAAGGACCCUCACUUCCUGCCCGCCCCCCCCCCCAUUUUCCUGAUCUCUCUUUCUUACUCCCUCCGCCCUGAUUGUGCCUGGCUCUGUAUCCCUCUCCACCCCCUCUCCUCGAUGCCCUUAUCCCUUCCCGUCGAGGGAAUGCACAAUCACGCCACUGAGUUGAUAUAGUUUGGUCGGCUAUGCCCGCAGCACAUGACCGAUGAGUGAAUGUUUGCCCUCCGGUUUGCUUCCCUGGGUUGAAGCCGCGUCAAUGAGCGGCGAGAGGCACGGCUAGAGCGUUUCAGUACAAGCGACGAUGGACGGCGGAGUAGAAGUUUAAAAAGUAGUGCAAGCGCAUGUGUUUGCUCCUUUUAGCCUUCGGCUGGCGGGCGACUUCGGGAUCUAGCAAUAGGUUUUGUUCCAAGACGCAGACUUCUGUCAUAAACCUUCGAGGUGCGGGACCCGGGUAAAGGGCUUAAGCCUGGGCAAUGAAUGACGGCCUCAGCGUACCCGCUUUGACUGCAUCCUCUCAGAAACCUCUCCCCACGAACAAUAACAUGGCGUACAUGGACUGGAUUCGUAGGGUCGCCUUUGUUUUUGGUUGUUUUGGCGUGUUCGGUUUGUCUCGUCUAUCUCACGGCACAUCAGUUGUGAACUUAUUUAUCGCGCGUCUUCUUGUUUCCUGUCGGUUCUUUACAUUUUGAGCUGUCGUGUGUUUUUUGGCAACCGAGUGUUUUUCCUCUGCAGUCUUGCUUUGUGUCUACGUCUCGAGGACAAG